Messenger RNA from Lacerta agilis (Sand lizard), 2012 nucleotides. RefSeq names its product gigaxonin (gene GAN). The transcript has 11 exons. Gene Ontology annotation, biological process: cytoskeleton organization. Lineage: Eukaryota; Metazoa; Chordata; Lepidosauria; Squamata; Lacertidae. Gene Ontology annotation, molecular function: protein binding. The coding region runs from base 67 to 1869 and encodes 600 amino acids. The record is from RefSeq and is a predicted model, not a curated record.
UCGGCGACCACCACCCCUUAACUCCUGCUGCUAAGAAUUGGGCUCCGCCCGGUUGGGGACGCCGCGAUGUCGAGCGGGGCGGCGGGCAGCGCCGUGUCGGAUCCCCAGCACCCGGCCCGGCUCCUGAGGGCGCUGAGCUCCUUCCGCGAGGAGGGCCGCUUCUGCGACGCCCAUCUGGUGCUGGAGGGCGAGGAGAUCCCCGUGCAGACCAACAUCCUGGCAGCCGCCAGCCCUUACAUCAGAACAAAGCUGAACUAUAAUCCUCCAAAGGAUGAUGGCUCCACAUAUAAAAUUGAACUUGAAGGGAUAUCUGUUGAUAUUAUGAAAGAGAUUUUGGACUACAUCUUCAGUGGUCAGAUCAAGCUAAGUGAAGACACCAUCCAGGACGUUGUGCAGGCUGCUGAUUUAUUGCUGCUUACAGACCUGAAAACUCUGUGCUGUGAGUUUCUGGAAGGUUGCAUCGCUGCUGAGAACUGUAUUGGAAUCCGGGACUUUGCACUACACUAUUGUCUGCGUCAUGUUCAUUAUCUUGCCUCCGAAUAUCUGGAAACACACUUCCGGGAUGUUAGCAGUACGGAGGAGUUUCUGGAACUGAGUCCUCAGAGAGCAAAAGAAGUGCUGUCCUUGGAGAAGCUGAAUGUUGGGAAUGAAAGACAUGUUUUUGAAGCAGUUAUUAGAUGGAUCUCCCAUGACCCUGAGUUAAGAAAGGUUCACAUGAAGGAUGUAAUGUCAGCUGUGUGGGUAUCUGGGCUAGAUGCUACCUACUUGCGUGAGCAAAUGAUGAAUGACCCACUGGUACGGGAGAUUGUCAAAGAAUGUAGCAACAUUCCACUCACUCCGCCACAGCAGGGGGAGGCAAUGCUAGCUUCUUUUAAACCCAGAGGAUACUCAGAGUGCAUUGUCACUGUUGGUGGUGAAGAAAGAGUAUCCCGGAAACCAUCAGCAGUAAUGAGGUGUAUGUGCCCUCUUUAUGAUCCUAACAGACAGCUAUGGAUAGAACUGGCUCCUUUAAGUACACCUAGGAUAAAUCAUGGUGUGCUUUCAGCAGAAGGGUUCCUGUUUGUACUUGGAGGUCAAGAUGAAGAUAAAGCCACUUUAAACUCUGGAGAAAAGUAUGAUCCAGAUACCAAUUCAUGGAGUUCUUUGCCACCAAUGAAUGAGGCACGGCACAACUUUGGCUUAGUAGAGAUUGAUGGAGUGCUAUAUGUUCUGGGAGGCGAGGAUGGAGAACGGGAACUCAUCUCUAUGGAGUGCUAUGACAUUUAUAAUAGGACUUGGACGAAGCAACCAGACCUGACAAUGAUUAGGAAGAUUGGUUGCUAUGCGGCUAUGAAAAAGAAGAUCUAUGCAAUGGGCGGGGGUUCGUAUGGCAAGCUUUUUGAGUCUGUGGAAUGUUACGACCCAAGGAUCCAGCAGUGGACAGCUAUCUGUCCGCUAAAAGAGAGGAGGUUCGGGGCUGUGGCCUGCGGAGUUGCUUCAGAACUCUAUGUCUUUGGUGGAGUGAGAAGUCGUGAUGACAAUCAAUCCAGUGAGAUGGUGACGUGUAAAUCAGAAUUCUAUCACGAUGAAUUUAAAAGGUGGAUCUACUUGAAUGAUCAGAACUUAUGCAUCCCAGCCAGUUCUUCGUUUGUGUAUGGAGCUGUGCCCAUUGGGGCUAGUAUCUAUGUGAUUGGGGAUCUUGAUACAGGUACCAAUUAUGAUUAUGUUCGAGAAUUUAAAAGAAGCACCGGAACUUGGCACCAUACUAAGCCGCUCUUUCCAUCGGAUCUUCGCCGUACUGGAUGUGCAGCUUUGCGUAUAGCAAACUGCAAGCUUUUCCGGCUCCAGCUCCAGCAAGGAUUGUUCCGCAUCCGUGUUCCUUCUCCUUGAGAGAACUACAGAAAACAGAGGAGAUGGGAAUAAUUUGAGAGGCACUCCACCAUAACAAUAUAGCUUUAUAUAAAGGAGAAACAAACAUCUUGUGGCAGAAACUUAAACUGUAUGCUCGGCUUUGGUAUGGUAUCUGUCCUGUU